Molecule: messenger RNA, 2625 nt
Organism: Ruditapes philippinarum (Manila clam)
Lineage: Eukaryota; Metazoa; Mollusca; Bivalvia; Venerida; Veneridae
Exons: 4
Coding region: 148-603 (151 amino acids)
Source: RefSeq, a predicted model, not a curated record
ACAAAACAAAAAUGCCUGCCGUUAACAAAGCAAACAUGUUACAUUUCAGAUUGGUUGUUAGUAUUUCGUGCAACUCCAGGUAUCGGUGGUGACAUAUUUACAGCGUGGGUUGACGGAAUUGACGUCACCGUUGAUGAUGUCACAUGCAUGACUACUAACAGUACUUCCUGCGAUAAGAAUUAUCGUAAUCCCAUUGUUGAUUCGUGGACCUCGAUUGGAAUGCAACAGGUAAAGUUUGCUUUUUACAAGGACAACGUAGAGGCUGCGUUUGUAAUAUUUGACGCAACUGGCAGCAAUAUCACCAGCUGGUUCUCUAAGUCAAAUAUUAAGAAAUCCUCUUGGACAACAGUCGACACGUAUUCCUAUAAUCACUUCUCCAUCUUUGGGCAUAACUCUAGAAGAUUCCUGAUGGUUGGAAAUUACAAUAACUGUUCAACUGACAGGGCAUAUUCUAUUAUUGUAGUCAGUGGCGAGUUUGGGUGUUCAUACGACACGCAUACUUCUUACCCACAAUUCAUCUACUCUACUUCUACAACAUUCGAAUCACCGGAAACUAUGUCAGGAAUGGACAAGGCAGAUGUAAUGGCUAUAUUUAUAAAGUAAUAUAAUAGGACAAUGCUUAGGAAAAUGACAAUACCCCUUUUUCAACAUAUUUGGGUAUUUUAGAAAUAAUAAAAUAAACAUCAAAAAGAACCUGCUCGAAAACCUUGUAUACUAAGUGUAAAUUUAUAGCACAAAUAGAUAACUUAAAAUCGCAUAUAUUAAAAAAUAAACACAACAUUUUGUUUUCGUUACAAAAGAAAAUGAUUAUGUUCAACAAAAUUAAGCAUUGUUUUAGACAGAAACUGACAUGGGUUGGGCAAAUUGGAUUUUUCAAAUACUAGUUACUUUAAUUGUGAAAUUUCUUUCUAGAAGAAUUGAUUGUAUGUUAAAAUUCUGGAUGUCUUUAAGUACUUCACCGGCGGAAGUGCCCGAUGCCUGUUCGUAAUAUAUCAUUCGUAACAUUAAUUUUCGUAAAAAGCCAUCAACGGUUUGUAUACUGUCGUAUUUUGUUUGGCAAACAAUUUGUGGAAGGUACUCAUGAUUGUAUUUAAAUGUGUGUUUUUUCAUACAUAAUCAAUAUGUUAUAAUAUAGUUGACUCUUUUUCCAUGGAUUUUCAAUUAUGCUGACAAUGAGUGUGCCUUUAAUGUACAAUUGAACCUGGUUAUGACUUUAAAGUAAAACUGAACAAAGAUGUGCCUUUAAUGUAUAAUUGGACCCAGUUGUGUUUUUAAUGUAUAAAUGAACACAGUUGUGAUUUUUAUGAGCACGUGGACCUAUCUGUUGCUUCCAUGGACAAAUGAACCAAGUUGUGCCCUUAGUGUACGAAAUGACCAAGCUGUGUCUUUAAUGUACAAAUGAACCAAGUUGUGUCUUUAAUGUAAAAAUGAACAAAAUUGUGCUUUUUAUGUACAAAUGGACCUAGCUGUGCCUUUAAUGUACCAAAUGUUGUAAUAGAUUGGUAAACGAUUGUAUAACUGAGUGAUCUACACAGGAAAAGAGAUUAAAAUACGAAUACGAGGGCUCGUAUGUUUCAUUUUAAUCAAAGGAUAGAGACAAAGGAAUAAUACAUGUAUGUCUAUCUAUAUCUCCAAUAUAACCAACAGGAAUUAAGAUAAGACACUAAUGAAACAAUAAAAUGACGAUCCGUUUUAUGGUACAUUAUGCCCCAGAAAUCCAUAUUUAUAAAAUUCUUUAGAAAUGUCAAACAUGUGUUUAACUAUGUUUUUAUGAUGUAUUAUGAGCAUGUUAGGUGUUAAACAGCUAGUGAUAGGAGUGCUGAAUGUGAAGUUGUUAGCAAAAUGUAAACAAAGUAGUAUUUGGACUUCCGUGCAAACAAAUAUUCACUAGAAUAAUACCAAUUACCAACAAAGCAACAAUAAACCAAAAAUUAACAAAACUGUUUUUUAAAAAUAUAAACUGCAUAUAUGACUGCAUAUCUGAGGCAAAAUGGGUCUUUAAACAAAGUUUUCUUGAGAGUAUUCUUCACAGGUGAUGUGAAUAAUGAUUGUAUGUGACCCCUUUAUAUGAUCCCUACCUGUAAAAUGUCAAGAAACAUUUGUUAUAUUUUUAUGUAAUGUUUCACCGUCUGAUUGUUGUACUUGCAUCAAACAUUUUUAACACAACAUAUACAUAUUGUAUUUCUUUAAUUCCUUUGUAAAAACAGUUAUAUUGUAUCUCGUUUCUUUACCUUCCGACAAAACAUAAUUCUAUUAUGUGCUUUUGUGUAGAAUAUUUAUAUUUUUCUUCAUCUUUUUGUAUCCCUAGUUACUGAAUUCUCAAGCUGUGUAGAAGAAAAACAAAAUAAAAACAAUUAAAUGUUUGAAUACUGAUUAAAAGUUUAAUAAAUAUAUAGCCCAGUGUAAUAAGCAAUCUUCAGAAUGAAAUUUAGUCCAUUUGACCGUGCUUUGAACUUGACUUUCAGAGAAGUCAAUUCUGGUAAAUAUUUAGUAAGAUCGGUUCAAAUGUGAACCAAAUAAAUAAAUCAUUUAGCUCUAACGGUUGAAAUGACAAAUUGUGAAAUGGUAGGAAUAUACCUAUACAAUCAUAUAUAUGUUGUAAUUUGGGUUAUUCAGAAAAUAAAA